Molecule: messenger RNA, 2924 nt
Organism: Miniopterus natalensis
Lineage: Eukaryota; Metazoa; Chordata; Mammalia; Chiroptera; Miniopteridae
Gene: MTCH2
Product: mitochondrial carrier 2
Biological process (GO): positive regulation of apoptotic process
Cellular component (GO): mitochondrion; membrane
Source: RefSeq, a predicted model, not a curated record
GUCCGUCCGCGGGUGCCAUCAUGGCGGACGCGGCCAGUCAGGUGCUCCUGGGCUCCGGUCUCACCAUCUUGUCCCAGCCGCUCAUGUACGUGAAGGUGCUCAUCCAGGUGGGAUAUGAACCUCUUCCUCCAACAGUAGGACGAAAUAUUUUUGGGCGGCAAGUAUGUCAGCUUCCUGGUCUCUUUUGUUAUGCUCAGCACAUUGCGAGCAUCGAUGGGAAGCGCGGCUUGUUUACAGGCUUAACUCCAAGGCUGUGUUCAGGAGUCCUCGGGACUGUGGUCCAUGGUCAAGUUUUACAGCGUUACCAGGAGAGUGACAAGGCUGAGGAGUUAGGACCUGGAAAUGUACCAAAAGAAGAAGUUUCAUCUUCCUUCGACCGAGUUAUCAAGGAGACAACUCGGGAGAUGAUGGCUCGUUCUGCUGCUACCCUCAUCACACAUCCCUUCCACGUGAUCACUCUGAGAUCCAUGGUACAGUUCAUUGGACGAGAAUCCAAGUACUGUGGACUUUGUGACUCCAUAGUAACCAUCUAUCGAGAAGAAGGCAUACUAGGAUUUUUUGCGGGUCUUAUUCCUCGCCUCCUAGGUGACAUCAUUUCUUUGUGGCUCUGUAACUCACUGGCCUACCUCGUCAAUACCUAUGCACUGGACAGUGGGGUUUCCACCAUGAAUGAAAUGAAGAGUUAUUCCCAAGCCGUCACAGGAUUUUUUGCCAGUAUGUUGACCUAUCCCUUUGUGCUUGUCUCUAACCUCAUGGCUGUCAACAACUGCGGGCUUGCUGGUGGGUGCCCUCCUUACUCUCCAGUAUAUUGUUCUUGGAUAGACUGCUGGAGCAUGCUACAAAAAGAGGGAAAUAUGAGCCGAGGAAAUAGCUUGUUUUUCCGGAAGGUCCCCUUUGGGAAGACAUAUUGUUGUGACCUGAGAAUGUUAAUUUGAAGAUGUGGGACAGGGACAGUGACAUUUCUAUAGUCCCAGAUGCACAGAAUUAUGGGAGAGAAUGUUGAUUACUAUACAGUAUGGCACGCUUUUUUAAUAAUCAUUUGAUCUUGGGAAAAUGGAGGUGUUUGGUGUCUGCUUUUUUUGUUCUUUUUCCCAGCACAGCAUAAUUUACCUCUAAUAUUCCCCCUUUAGUUAUUCUCAAAUGGGACAAUUUUGCUCCAGACUCUUUAUUUUACUUAAACAGAAAAGUUGCAUUUUCCUCAAGGUUGUCAUGUGAUUUGAGUCAUAAUUCAAAGCAUUGUAAAAUGAAGAGUACAGUCCCCAGAAGAAGUAAUUCUAUAAAACUUAGGAAUAGUAAGGCAGACUGAGUGGGAGGUCAAGAAUGACCUUUUCUUUAGUAGAACCUGAAAACUCAGCAGCACCCACCAGAACCUGCUUCCCAUUGUGUGCUUCUAAGCAUUUUUUAUUAACCCUAUCUCAUACUCCAUAAAAAAGGACAAUCCAUUGAUAAAUCACCCUAGAAUAUCUCUACAUGAGGCAUCCACACCUUCAGUCUGUUAUUGCAAAGUAAUAAAUUGUUGCCAACAACAGAAAAAAAGACAAUUAUAGAGAAUAAGAAUUCGGAAAGAGAGCAUAAUGGCUUUUUCUCCCCCCAAAAGAAAUUAUUCUUGUCAUUUAAAAUAUGAAAAGCAAAUAUUGUGGCAGUAGCCCCUUCUCUAAAAGCUAAGUCGUUGCCAGUCCCUAAGUGACAUCAUUACACAGUUCUAAUUGUAUACACUCUUGUUCAGUUUUUGUUCUGUUUUCUUUUUGUUGUUGCAGAAGGUGAGUAGUUUGUCUUUCAUUCCUGUGACACCCUUGGCAAGUGUGCUUGUAACUUCCUAUCAGAUGAUGCAGUCCACAGGGUUCUUAGGAUAUUGAUCACCUCGCAUGUCAUACCCUCUUUAGGCACGUUAACGAGCAUUUGCAGAGGGAAAAAAAUCACUUUAGAAGGCAAUGAAUUUCAACUCGAGCAUAAAGCUUCUAUCUACUCAGGACUUUUAAAAACAGGUUAAAACGCUCUAAGAUGAGAAAGUAUAUGGUUUCACUUAUUUAAGUAAUCCGCUAGGAUGUUGCCAAAUGAGUAAGCACUUAAUUUGCUGCUUCUCAGACUUCUCUAUCAAAGCAGCAGCCCCCAUGAUAGCCGAGUGAGCAUGCAGGGGUCUCCUUCCUCCCCCAGGGUUUAGGAAUACAGCCUGAAACUCAUGAGCAGCUUACCUUGAAAUGUUGUUGAUGUCUCUUUCUUUGUCUGAAAAAGUAAUGUAAAUUUUAUAUUCUAUUCAAUAUUAUAUGCAUUUGUUUUAAUAUAAAAAUGUUUUGCAUUACCCGUCUUUUCCCCCCCAAAAAAAUCUUCAAGUAAAGAUGAUCUAGGAAAAUGUGCCAUGUUUAUUAUCCUGUGGCUUCUGUGCUCAUACAUGCCUGCCUAUUCCUAGUUGAGUUUGACUGUGAGGACCAGUCUACCACCAGAGGGCGCCAAGGCUUUGAUUUUUGUCUGUGCUGCUAAAAAAUUUCACCAAGGCCUGGAAAUGUUCCAAAUACUAGUUCAGUCAGUCUAACUGCAUCCAAGUGAUAGGUCCAAUAAGGGCACUAUUCCUGUGUUCCUCCAUAAAAUUUAAUAGGCUGUUAAUAUCAAAAGUCUGAACUUCAUUCAGGGGCUUGUAAAUUCAAGUAGGUACUUUAAAGAUACACAUGUAAAAAUAAUGAACUCUCUCAUGGAGUAAAUAAUAGAGACUGAGAUAACGAUUAUCUAGUAAACUGCACCUGUGAAACUGGGCGAGUGCUUUGCCUUGGCAGUGCUGAGCUAAAGUGCCAGGAAAUAUCCCCCCUUGGGAGUGUGAUGGUCACUGAAGCCUUGAUUGAAGAAUGUGAAGUUUCUUGGGACUUUUGGGGUGGUUGUAAAAAUACCAGGGUAUAAAAGCAACCUUAGGAUGAAAUAAACUUUAAACAUAA